CUACUCAUACGCAUGGCAUAUCGUAUGUGUACAUAUGCAUAUUGUAAAUUAUGCUGCCCGUAUGUAAUCUGUAUGCUACAUAUGUUGGACUCCAGAAGGGCCGAGAUUUCAAAUAUGGCGCGCACCACUCACACACUCAAGAAUCGCACACCAAUGCGCUCUACAAGUCCGAGCACAGAAACAGCAUCAGCCUUUAUGUAAUGGGCAUUGGAAUUCUCUGGAUGUUGACAUGCAGCAGGUCAUGUCAGUGCGCCAUGAGUGUUUUUCAAGAGGUAGAGGCCAAAGUUUGCCUCUACACUGGCUAGGAUUGACCAUGCAAGAGCCAAGCUCAUGAAGAAGUCCCUUGUGGGAAAGUGUCUACUGCUAGCCUGUUCACAAUGACAGCUGGGAACAGCAUCGUGCGUUCCUCUUCCUUCCUCUCCUC
This is a messenger RNA of Phanerochaete carnosa HHB-10118-sp, 424 nucleotides long. RefSeq lists its product as uncharacterized. The record is from RefSeq and is a predicted model, not a curated record. The transcript has a single exon. NCBI's taxonomy places the organism in Eukaryota, Fungi, Basidiomycota, Agaricomycetes, Polyporales, Phanerochaetaceae. Bases 51 to 305 code for a protein of 84 amino acids.